AUGGCGCCCCAAACGAAGAUUGACCGGUCCUUCGGCGCCUUGACGCCCGCGCUGUCUGAAUGGAUCCUCGAAGCUGUGGAUGCUAUGGGUUUUGUGAAGACCACGCCGGUGCAGCACGCUGCUAUUCCCAUGUUCAUGAAGAACUCUGAUGUUGUUGUCGAAGCAGUCACAGGAAGUGGAAAAACUCUUGCCUUUCUGAUCCCGAUUGUUGAGCGCCUGCUUCGACUCGAUGCGCCCAUCAAGAAGCAUCACGUGGGUGCCAUAAUCAUAUCGCCAACAAGAGAAUUAGCAACACAAAUUCACACUGUGUUGUGCUCACUACUCAAGUUUCAUGCACCAUCAGCUGCAGCACUGGAACGGGAGGAUGACGACAGCGACAUGGAAGACGCAGACGCGCCACCAAAACCAACGUUCCCUGCCGGUACCCUGAAGGUGGUACCCCAGCUACUACUCGGCGGUUCAAUCACACCAGCCCAUGAUCUGAGUGCUUUUCUCAAGAAGCAGACUAACGUACUUAUUGGCACACCUGGUCGACUACUCGAGUUACUGUCCUCUCGACACGUCCACUGCUCGUCGUCUUUUGAUGCCCUUGUCCUAGACGAAGCCGACCGACUUCUUGACCUAGGCUUCAAAGAUGAUCUACAGAAGAUCCUUUCACGACUGCCGAAGCAACGGCGAACAGGGCUGUUCAGCGCCAGUGUCAGUGAAGCUGUUGACCAACUCAUUCGUGUAGGCCUGCGUAACCCGGUCCGCAUCGCUGUCAAGGUAAAAGCCAGGGCAGCCAAGAAUGGUCAGAUUGAAGAUAAGCGGACACCUGCAAGCUUACAGAUGUCUUAUCUUGCAGUACCUCCUUCGCACAAGCUGCCAGCCAUCAAGCAAAUAUUAGAAUCAGUACAACCACAACCUCAAAAGACGAUAUUCUACUUGGCAACGUGCUUUGCCGUCGACUACUUCCAGCAUGUACUACCCGAAGUACUCAAGGGUCACACUAUCGUUCCCCUCCACGGGAAGCAUCCUGACAAGGUGCGACGAAAGAACUUUACCAAAUUUGUGGACAGCGUUACGCCAUCGAUUCUGCUCACCACUGAUGUGGCCGCUCGUGGACUGGAUAUCCCUUCAGUAGACCUUGUCUUACAACUUGAUCCACCUAGCGACCCGAAAACCUUCAUUCAUCGAUGCGGACGUGCUGGCCGAGCUGGAAGAAAGGGUCUCGCGGUCACUUUCCUUACCCCGGGCCUGGAAGAGGACUAUGUUGAGUUCUUACGUGUGCGACAAACCCCCGUGACCCCACUUACAAGUCCAAGUAUUACUGUCACGUCAGAAGAUAUCGAACGAAUCACCAAUGCAAUCAGGAAGGUAGCUCAGACCGAUCGAGCUAUCUACGACAAGGCUCAGCGUGGCUUUGUCUCCUGGGUUCGUGCUUAUAGCAAGCACACAGCUAGCUCUAUCUUCCGUGUUGAAGAUCUGGACUGGACCGAACUUGGAAACGCCUGGGGACUGCUUCGUCUUCCUCGUAUGCCUGAAACAAAGAAAUGGGAGGGCGACAAGUCACUCGGUGUUACAAUGGACUUCGACACGUUCGCGUACAAGGAUAAGGUGCGUGAGCAGCAACGUCAGACGGAGCUUACGGAGGCCGCAGCUCAAGGUGGCACUGGCAAGAAGUUCAUCAAGGAGAACAAGAUUGCAAAUGCCUGGACGCAGCAGAAGGAGCACAAGGCCACGAAAGAGCUCAGGCGCGAGAAGAAGGUGGCGAAGCGCGAACACGAUCGCCAGGCAAAGAUGACGGACGAGGAGCGUAAGAAAGAGGAAGAGCUUAACAACAUGAUUGCACAAAUGCGGAAGAAGGUGAAGCAGACAGAAGCUGCUGAGGAGGAGGAUGAGUUCGAAGGAUUCGAUGACUGA
This is a messenger RNA of Macroventuria anomochaeta, 1902 nucleotides long. Its product is annotated as ATP-dependent rRNA helicase-like protein spb4. The record is from RefSeq and is a predicted model, not a curated record. The transcript is spliced from 2 exons. Gene Ontology annotation, molecular function: nucleic acid binding; ATP binding. Gene Ontology annotation, cellular component: nucleolus. Lineage: Eukaryota; Fungi; Ascomycota; Dothideomycetes; Pleosporales; Didymellaceae. Bases 1 to 1902 code for a protein of 633 amino acids.